GAGGCCAGGAGUUCAUCUUGUCUGGUCUCUACUCUUCACCUCCAGCACUGGAGAUGGGGAACCAGACCCUGAAGGUUCAGAUCAACUGCAUUCCCCGUUGGACCACUUUGGAGGUGACUCUUGAGCGUUCCUUACACGGCCGACUGGACAGUGUUUUACUGGGCUGGACCAGGCAUGGUCGAGUGGAGCAGGUCAGAGCUCUGAGCUGGUGGAGUCGGUCAGACGAGAUGAAUGAGACCAAACUGGAGCUGAAACAGCCGUUCUCCUCCGCACUCAGCCGGAUGUCCCUUCACACGCUGUCACACAGCUCGCAGAGGGAGCGACGCAGCAGCCACCAAACCUCGCUGUCAUGGGGCAGCUCAGUUCCUGUCAAUAUCACUGUCACCCUGAACAAGCAGUGGCAGAACAACUCCAGCAGGGGGCAGAUAUGUGCUCUGUUCUCGUCACAGAUGGUGUCUUUGGUUAAAGGUUGUGUAUCAGUGGGUCAGGAGGGAAACUCGUAUUCACAGAAUGCAGAGCUAAGAUGGGACAACAGGAGUGUGAAGCAAAGCAUGAAGUACCAGAGGGGUCCACGAGGAAUGCACAGUCUUCAGGUGAAUGUUGGCCUGGACAGAGUGUCUCCUGCACCCUGUCCGUCACACACACUGCUGACCAAGAUUCAGACCAACCUCAGGGAUCGCUUGGAGCACACGGUGCUGCUGGGCCUCUGCCCCCCACAGCCUACUCUGUCAUGGUCAGGUUCCCACAGAGUGAACUCAGGAGAGGAGCUGUUUUACACACAGUCUCGGCUCUCGGUGACAGGCCGGCCCUUCCAGUGCAGCCUCACAUUCGCCUUGACCAACUCCUUGACUGCUCAGAGCUCCAACAUGUCUGUGUUCUCUGAGUCUAGGAUUGGUAAUUGGAGUGUUGAGGUCGGUGGAAGUGCCCUGUCUUGGCCCGGGAGGUCUGGUGUCCAGGUGCAGGCCAGACUGGACGGCAGAGAGAAGAUCUGGCUGAACGGGACGGCAGAGGGACGAUGUCUUCAGACCACAGCAGGUUACAUGAACGGUCCAGGUCUGAAUGAGGAUGUCACUGUGGUGGCAUGUGUUGGACGAAAUCUCAGUUUGAUGCUGGACGUACAGAAAAGAGGCGGCGGCAGCAAACCUCAAACUCUGGGCAGCGCGUCUGCAUCAGCCAAUCAGAGGCUGAUGCUUCGAGCAAGCGGCUGUUUGGAAAGUCUAACCGCAUUGGAGGCACGGCUUCAAUACCUGAGCUCUCAGAUACAGAAUAAGUUGCUGAAGAGAAUCAAGACAUUACAGCAUCUCGUUGUUGAAUUCAGGCGGCAGUCCAGGGCCAGUGAGUGGCUCCAGGAGCUGAGCGCCGUGCCCCUCCAUGUGUCCCAGCUAGCAGAGACUCUGCUGGAGCACAGAGGCAGAGGUUUGUUGGCUCUGUGGCAGAACAGCCCGCAGCGCCGCAUCCUGACUGACAGCCUGCCUCGCUUUCUUGGUCUGCUGCAGCACGCCUCUCUGCUGGGACAACUGGAACUGAGGAGGCCCCUGGCCACUCUGGCAGGCGUGUACCAAGAUGUGAAGGGCCAGAGGUUGGAGGUGUUGUGGAGGGAGCUGGUUUCGGCGUGGACUGACGGCCUGGUGCAGGUCCUACCUCUGCUGUUGGAGAACCAUCAGCUGAGUUCGCUGGCUCAGGCCAGUGUCGUCACGCUCAGUGUCGCCCUGGACGUGGCAGGAGAGCAUACCUACCACUGGGUGGACACCAGGCUGGCAACGGCUCUGUCUGGAGUCAGGAAACGACUGGCCUCUGUCUACAAGUUCUCCCCCAGUGAGUGUUCGGUGGUUGCGUCGGUGCCGCUGCCACCGCUACCCCGGUCCAGGGUGUCCGAGGCUGGACUGGUUGAGACCCUUCUGGAGGAGUGGCUCCUGAGGCCCCUGCAGACCCUCGCCUUCGUCAGGCCCACAGCUGAACUUUACCGCCUCAAAAGGAAGAUCAUGGACAGCCCAUUUAAACACCAAGCUUUGUUGGUGGCAGAUCAGUUUGUGGUGACAUUUGACGGUCACCUGUACGAGCUCCCGGGCUCCUGCCCACUGCUCCUCGCUCAGGACGUCAGCGCUGAGCCUUCGUUCACGCUGCUGCGAACUUCAGACCCGCAUAACUUCCUUCUGAUAGGAAUGAACAACAGCACCAUCAACAUCCAGCACAAUGGACAGGUGACGACCAACUGCAACAACGCUGUCACGCACGCAUCUCUCGGUGACGACGGGUUGUCUGUCAGAAGAGGGUCAAACGUUGUGCAGGUGUCCAAUCAUAAUGGAGCGACGGUGUCAUGUGACCUGUCGCUUGAGGUGUGCAGCUUCACUCUCGAUGGAUGGUUGCAUGGCACGUCCAUUGGUCUGUUGGGGACGAAUGACAAUGAAGCAGGGAAUGAUUUUCUUUUGCCUGAUGGGUUUCCGGCUGAAAACAUGCAGGGAUUUUUGUACGGUUGGCAGAUGAAACCGGAUUGUGUGAAACCUCGAGGUGUAAUAGAGCACAUUUCUAAAGCAGCUAGAAGCCCUGUGAGCUGUGACUCCCUGUUCUCCUCUCCCGAAUCUCCCCUCAGUUCCUGUUUCAGGGUGGUGGAUCCUGGACGGUUCUUGUCUGUGUGUGAGUUAAGCUCCUCCAGAGCACCCUGUAGAUUAGCAUCUGCUUUUGUUCAUCUCUGCCAGCAGAACUACAUACCUCUGGAGGUCCCUGUGCGGUGCUUGAAAAAAUGACGGGAGGACGAGCUGAUGAAGAGUAAAGAUGGCUGAUUCAUGAACUCAUCUGCCAAAGCGUAGCUGCUAAAACAUACAAAUUAGACUUGUAUACCACUGUUUUUGCUACAAUACUUAUAUACGUAUAUUUUGUAUUACAUUUUGUACACUAUUGUGUAGUUGCAAAUUAUUAUUAUACCUCAUGUCCUUUUUCUCAUGCAGAUAUUGUGCCAGUAAUGUGAACGUGAACAUACUAACUAUAGCAAGUCUUAUAUUAUUAAUUACGAGGCCUCAUUGUUGUAUUUUCUGAAGGGUCUGGAAUAAAAAAACUGCAAAUAUU
This is a messenger RNA of Pseudoliparis swirei, 3063 nucleotides long. RefSeq lists its product as uncharacterized. The transcript has 20 exons. The record is from RefSeq and is a predicted model, not a curated record. NCBI's taxonomy places the organism in Eukaryota, Metazoa, Chordata, Actinopteri, Perciformes, Liparidae. Bases 54 to 2744 code for a protein of 896 amino acids.